AUGUCACGAGUCAACGAUGAGUUCCUCUUUGGCGCUUCUACUGGUCUGCUUGAGCACGGAUACGGUGAGCGCAAUGGCAUCUCUGAAGGGCACGCCUAUGUCGUCAUGGAGGCUCGUACUCUAAAGUCUGGCCAGCGCUUGGUCAAGCUUCGCAAUCCUUGGGGUAAGGUCCGCAAGGGUAUUUGGGAGGGAGCUUGGAGUGAUGGCUCCAAGGAGUGGACUACCGAGGUGCAGGAGGAGAUGGACCACAAGUUCGGCAGCGACUCUGUUUUCUGGAUUUCUUAUGAGGAUCUUAUUCGGAAAUAUUCUCACUUCGACCGUACUCGACUCUUCCGCGAUCGAGACUGGCGAUGCUGCCAGCGCUGGAUUGGCGUUGAUGUUCCGUGGAAGGCGGCUUACCAUGAGAAGUUCCACAUCAAGUUGACCAAGGACUCGCCUCUUGUUCUGGUUCUUUCACAGCUUGACGGUCGGUAUUUCAAGGGUCUUCAUGGACAGUACUCCUUCCGUCUUCACUUCCGACUUCACUACGAGGACAGCCCCAAUGCCGAGGACUACAUUGUCCGGUCCCACGGCAACUAUCUCAUGGAGCGUUCAGUUUCUGUUGAGCUACCUGAUCUCCCUGCCGGCAACUAUGUCGUCUACCUCAAGGUCACUGGCGAGCGGGACUCCAACGCUCAAUCUGUCGAGCAGGUCGUCAAGCGCGAGGCUGCCGACAGAACUGAGAAUGAGAAGCUCGCUCAGGUUGGCUACGCUUAUGAUCUAGCCCACAGCAAGGCUUGGGACCACAUGGACAAGGUCACCAAGCUUCGACAGAAAAAGGAUCAGAAGAAGGCAUCUGCCAGUCGUCAGAAGGAGCGUCGCCGCAUGUGGGAGAAGCGCGCUACCAACCGCGACGUCACCAAGCAGCAGACCAAGAAGAACGCGGACAAGAGAAAGCGACGUCGCGCAGAGUGGGAGGCUGAGCAGAACCGUCUUGAUGAGGAGUUCAACGCCAAGGUCAAGGCUGAGCGCGAGCAGAUGAAGAAGGAGAGGCUUGCUAAGGCUGAGGCUGAGAAGGCUGCUGAAGCUGAAAAGAGGGCUCAAGAAGCUGAUGAUGAGGCUUUGAGACAGAAGACUGAGGAGAUCAAGAUUUCGGAAGACAAGGAUGAGCCUGUCGUCGUUGAUGAGCACCACAAGGAUCAUGACGACGCGGUUAUUUCCGUCUCAACUGGAUCGCCUCACUUGACUCCCAAGUCUAUGGACUCUACAGCCGAGGGUGCUGAAGAGAAGCAGGAAGUUCCUCCAGUCAGCGGAGGACCUCCAGCUCCCAUCGAGGAAGAAGAGCCUUUCCCUAUCCGCCCUCGGCCUGCCUACGAUUCUGCAGGCGAGUCAUCCGACUCUCCCGUUGAAGACUGGGAAGCUCUCUACAGCAGCGACGACAUGGCUCGCAAGCCUCGCCUUACACAAGCCAACCAAGCUGCCGCCCAAGACGACUACGACUCGGAGGAGGAAAAGAUGCCAGAGCCCUGGAACGCGAUCUGCAUCGUCGGCGUGCGCGUGUACUCCAAGGACGAGAACCUGGAGCUGCGCACCGUCAUGGAAGGCGGUGAGCUUCUAGAGGGCGGCAUGGGCUCCAAGGGCGCCGCAGAUCUCGACAACGCUCAGUCCAACGCGGGCGGUGGACGAGCCGACGACAAGGAUGCUUCCAAGACGAAGCAGGAUGACGACAGGUCGUAUCCCCCCGUCAUCCGCAAAGACGGGAAAUACGUGGAAGAUGAGAAUACAUCUGGAGAGAAGUAUUCCUCUAUCCAGAGCUAUUUCCACAUUGACUCUGCUUUUACGACGAGGGUCAAUUCUCCAGCCCCGACACCUUAUGAGCAUGAUCGGAGGUUGGAGUUCCCUGCUGCUAGCCGAUAA
Molecule: messenger RNA, 1896 nt
Organism: Fusarium mangiferae
Lineage: Eukaryota; Fungi; Ascomycota; Sordariomycetes; Hypocreales; Nectriaceae
Exons: 1
Coding region: 1-1896 (631 amino acids)
Biological process (GO): proteolysis
Cellular component (GO): cytoplasm
Molecular function (GO): calcium-dependent cysteine-type endopeptidase activity
Source: RefSeq, a predicted model, not a curated record